AUGGGCAUUCUCUCCUUCGUGGAGGAUCGGCCUACGCCGAAAUCAGUGUAUAACUGGCGCGUCUAUCUUCUUGCAGCCGUUGCCUCUUGCACAUCAUGCAUGAUCGGUUAUGAUAGUGCUUUCAUCGGCACAACUAUUUCUCUUCCAUCCUUCGAAUCUGAAUUUAACUUCGCUGCCAUGUCACCUUCUCAUCUGACUCUCAUCAGUGAGAACAUCGUGUCCAUCUACCAAGCUGGUUCUUUCUUCGGUGCUAUUUUCGCUUACCCCAUUGGCUUUUACUGGGGUCGGCGAAUGGGAUUGUUGAUUGCUGGUUUGGUCUUUGUUCUUGGUGCUGGUAUGAUGAUGGGUGCUAAUGGUGCGCGGGGCUUGGGUCUUAUCUAUGCCGGUCGUGUUUUGGCUGGUGUGGGAGUUGGUAUGGGUUCGAAUAUGGCGCCUAUCUAUAUUUCUGAGCUUGCGCCUCCUGCUAUUCGUGGUCGGUUGGUUGGUACAUAUGAGCUUGGAUGGCAGAUUGGGGGUUUGGUUGGAUUUUGGAUCUGUUAUGGCGUUGAACAAACACUCCCUUCAAGCACUAAACAGUGGCUCAUUCCAUUCGCCGUCCAACUGAUUCCCGGCGGAUUGUUCCUACUCGGUUUGAUCUUUGUCAAAGAGUCUCCUCGUUGGCUUCUUUCUCGCGGACGACGAGCAGAAGGUCUCAAGAAUCUCUGCUGGAUGCGGCAGCUCGAGGAACACGAUGUCUAUAUCCUGGAAGAAGUCCGAAUGAUCGACCAAGCGCUGGAAGAACAGUUCGAUGGCGAUGGCAGCGGAUUCUGGAGACCAUUCAAGAUCGCCUUUUCAGACAAGCGAAUAAUGUAUCGAUUGUUCUUGGGAAGCAUGUUGUUCUUCUGGCAAAAUGGAUCCGGUAUCAAUGCGAUCAACUACUACAGUCCUACCGUCUUCAAAGAACUUGGCGUUACAGGUACCGAUACCGACCUCUUCACUACUGGUCUCUUUGGCGUUGUUAAGACUGUUGGGACAUGUAUUUGGAUUCUGUUCCUUAUUGAAUGGGUUGGUCGACGUCGUCUUUUGAUGAUCGGUGCUGCGGGCAGCUCGAUCUCCCUCUGGAUUGUCGGAGGUUAUAUCCAAGCCAAUCCUAGUACUGGUGGGAAGAUGACGCCCGGUGGUACUGCGGCCAUCUUCUUCUUCUAUCUCUCUACUGCUUUCUAUACGCCAACAUGGAAUGGAACACCAUGGGUUAUCAAUGCUGAAAUGUUUGGACCAAACGUCCGAUCUCUUGCGCAGACUAGUGCUGCUUGUUCAAACUGGCUCUGGACCUUCCUCAUCUCUCGUUUCACGGAGCAGAUGUUCGCCGCCAUGGGCGCUGGCGUCUGGUUCUUUUUCGCCUCUUUGAUGCUAUGCUCUAUCUUCUUUGUUUUCUUCCUCAUCCCAGAAACAAAGAGUAUUCCUCUGGAGAGGAUGGAUCAUCUUUUCGAAUUCAAGCCGGUGCGAACUGCCCACGCAAAGAUUAUGGCGGACUUGCAGGAAGAGGAUGAACAAUUCCGACAGGAGCUUGGAGUUUCCACAGAAAAGGGCGAGGUUACUCAAGUCGAGCAUGCGGUUUAA
Messenger RNA from Penicillium angulare, 1599 nucleotides. RefSeq names its product sugar porter family MFS transporter. The record is from RefSeq and is a predicted model, not a curated record. Gene Ontology annotation, cellular component: membrane. NCBI's taxonomy places the organism in Eukaryota, Fungi, Ascomycota, Eurotiomycetes, Eurotiales, Aspergillaceae. Bases 1 to 1599 code for a protein of 532 amino acids. The transcript is spliced from 3 exons. Gene Ontology annotation, molecular function: carbohydrate:proton symporter activity. Gene Ontology annotation, biological process: carbohydrate transport; transmembrane transport.